Messenger RNA from Papaver somniferum (opium poppy), 663 nucleotides. RefSeq names its product ATP-dependent DNA helicase PIF1-like. The transcript has a single exon. NCBI's taxonomy places the organism in Eukaryota, Viridiplantae, Streptophyta, Magnoliopsida, Ranunculales, Papaveraceae. The coding region runs from base 1 to 663 and encodes 220 amino acids. The record is from RefSeq and is a predicted model, not a curated record.
AUGCUAGAUGAUAUGGUGAUACCCUGGGCUGGUAAAGAUUCGGUGUCCCAACUGAUAGAUGCUACCUUUCCUGACUUGGCAGAUAAUUCUGAGGAUCAAGAUUACUUGCUUAACCGGGCACUGAUCACACCACUGAAUGAGAAUGUCAAUAAGUUAAAUGAUCGAGUGGUUAUAAGGUUUCCCGGAGAAGAGCAUACGUAUUAUUCAUUUGAUUCUGUGGAAGAUGAUUUCCAAAACCUUUAUCUUCAAGAACACUUGAACGAAAUAGCCCCAGGUGGUUUACCUCUUCAUGAGUUGAAACUGAAGGUAGGAGCACCCGUUAUGUUACUGAGGAAUGUUAGUGCCAAGAACGGAUUAUGCAAUGGUACUAGCCUUAUCAUAAAUAAUUUCUUUCCAAAUUGUAUCGAUGCAGUGAUCCUUAGUGGAAAUUCAGCAGGUAAAAGAGUAUCCCUUCAUAGGUUGCCAAUGAGCCUGCCAGAGAAUCUUGAGAUGUCGUUUAAGAUAAUUCACAAGCAAUUCGCAGUACAUAUGUACUUUGCAUUCACCAUCAACAAAGCACGAGGAGAAACAAUUGAAAACACUGGUAUUUAUCUUCUUGAGCAUGUCUUCAGUCAUGGACAAUUGUAUGUUAGGCUUUCAGGGGUGUUUCCGCAACAACACUAA